Messenger RNA from Cotesia congregata, 1731 nucleotides. NCBI's taxonomy places the organism in Eukaryota, Metazoa, Arthropoda, Insecta, Hymenoptera, Braconidae. The record is from the annotation of a GenBank genome assembly.
AUGUUUUGCAUUUGAUGUUAUUGCUCCCGAAGCUGUUGUUUACAUCAGAGAAUAAUUAAAGAAUUAACAAUGAUAUUUUUUUUUUUCAUCGUCCGGAUAUACGACGGCGUCCAAUUACGCUUAUCGAUUUCAGUUCUGCAUAUAGUGUCAAGCAGAAACGACAUGAAGGUAGUCUUAGCGUCUGUAAUACUAUUAGUGGUCAAAGUUUCAAGCGACCAAGUGUGUUUGCUAAAGUGCAAAAAUAAGGAAAGAUGUGUUAACAGAAAAUUUUCAUGUGAGACACCUCCGUGCCCGCAGAUGCGUUAUUGCGCUAAAAAUCGCAAAGAGUCUUUAGAGGGACCAACUUCUUGCGAUAAUGUCAAGUGCAGCAAUGGGUUCGUCUGCACCGUGAGACUUCGGCAAUGCAACUGGGAAAGUUGCAGAGAACAGGUCGCGAGAUGUGUUACGGAAAUGGAGUUCCACGAUGGACCGGCUUCUUGUACUGGGUACAAGUGUCCCUUGGGCGAGGAUUGCAUUCUCAGAGAAUCAAUUUGCAGAGAGCCGCCGUGCAAACUUUUCAAGGCUUGCUUCAACAAAAGAGGUCAGAAAUGCCACCUUCAAGGAUCUUUUAAAACUUGCGGAGAAAGUUUUAAAAAUGUUUCUCAAGAACUUCCACCAGAAAAACCAAAAAGCAGUUUGCUGUUUGCGUUAUUAGAAAACUUGAACAACAAAUCGGACGUAAUAAACUUCUGGGUGGAACAAUCUCGGCUGGACAAAAACUUUCCGGAGUUCAAACAGUGGUUGCAAACAAUAAGAUUCCUUCUGGGUGAUGACGCUUUUAACAUUUGGCUGUCUCAAAUUAGGAACAGCACUGAGGAACACUUUCAUCGUUGGCUUCCAACAACGGAUUUCAAAGGCGGGUUUUGGAAUUCUUCUGAUCAUACUCAAGGGCUUUCUUACAAAACUGAAAACUUGAUCAAUCCUGAAUUCCACAUGCGCAGUUUUUUGAACACUACUGUUGAUUCUGGCAAUUCUAGUGCCUUGAAGAGUCCUGACAAGAAUCUGACGCUGUUCUACCCAAAGGAUGGGUCCUCUAGAAGAAAGCUUGAUGAUAAGGUUCCUAGUUUAGAUAUCAAGACGGCUUCAAGUGACUACUACUUGUCAGUGAUGAAACUAAUCGAGAAACUCCUGGAAGCAAUUGCACCGGUAAUAGAGUACAAUCAACAGAGCAUGAUACAGCAGCUAGUUAACGAGUCUGCGGUUAUGGACGACCAGAAAAAAAUUUCCGUGAUCACUGUUUUGCAGAGAUUAAGAGACGAACGGCAAAGUUACGUUAAUAUAAUAAACAAAACAAGAGAGUUGAUCGGAAAAGCUCAGCCGGUUGUUCCUUCGGUGCUGAUUGAUGAAUUGAUUGAUAAGUUGGCGGAGAAUAUCAGCUCCAGGAGACAAUUUUCAGGGUCUGAUAAUUCGACCGUGGAAAUUAUCGCCGUUCCUGCAGAUUAUCCUGAUAAUGAAACGGAAUUCUUUUUGGUGGAUUACGGAGAGCCUAUUUCGGACAUCAAGGUCAACCAAUCUAUACCGAGGAUUGUUGUAAGGAUUGAAAACAAUCUUGAACCCAAGCCAAGAAUUGGGACUGUCAAGGUUGACUAUGGACAGGGAAAUUCUUCAGGAUUUUUGAGACUCAAAGACGAUUAUUACACUGAGGAUGGGGUUUAUGAUACGGCGAAUCGGGGUAGAAAUAAGACGAAUUAG